GCUGUCCCCACUACGCGGGGCCAAGCUCCGGCGUCGGUGCUCCAGCCACCACGAGGUCCCAGCUCCCAUCUUUCUGCCGCCCCUGACUGCCGAGCCGUCUGCACCGGCCCCACCACAACCAGGCACGCUCCCCUGUUUUCCUCUUCCGCUGCACCGAGCUGCACUUCCGGGCUCGCGCCGGAUGCUGAAUGUUAUGGAGCGACGUUACACUUCAAUGUACGAAGAUCUUCUCACCACCGGCCAACGGCGCUUCGUUGUGCCCCGGGUCCUGCAGACAUCGCAAGGAGCUUGUCUGGCAGAAGCCGCCGUGGUCUUCGUGAUCACGGACCUGUUGGAGGCUCCAAGCAAUUCCCGAUUCCGCUACACUGUGCAGCACGCUGUCCAGAAGCCGGUGCGAAUCACCAGGGUGCUCAAUCCGGGAGCCUUCGCAAAGAAAAACACGUAUCUCCGCGUGGAAUACGCCAAGAUUCGCGACCACGAUGCCGAGAGG
This is a messenger RNA of Symbiodinium necroappetens, 490 nucleotides long. Lineage: Eukaryota; Dinophyceae; Suessiales; Symbiodiniaceae. The record is from the annotation of a GenBank genome assembly.